This is a messenger RNA of Oldenlandia corymbosa var. corymbosa, 789 nucleotides long. Lineage: Eukaryota; Viridiplantae; Streptophyta; Magnoliopsida; Gentianales; Rubiaceae. The record is from the annotation of a GenBank genome assembly.
AUGGAUGACAAUGGAGAUAUCACGCGAUCUUCAACCCUAUUUCCAUCAAACACUUCAAAGAAAACCCAAAAAGCCAUUCAACCUAAAGUUACUAAAAUCGUCAUCAUGGUCCCUCCUUUGGCUAAUGGUAGCAAUGUUGAUCAUGAGAGCACCCCUCAGGUGGUAAAGAAAUGGUUUCAUCUAGAUGUUGUUCUAUUGACCGAAAUAGGCCAUGAAAAGGCCGAAUCUUCACAUCAUGUAAUCUUCCUGAUGCCAUCACAAAAGGACGGGGAAGACAACUACAAGACCAAGCCAAUUGGAUUCCCGGUUGUAUCGACUGAACACAUUGAGCAUCAUGCAAAACCAAAGAUCACCAAACUCCAUUUCUUCGUCCAUGAUAAUGUUACAGCCGAUCAUCCGACUUCUCUUCUUAUUGCCCCAGCCAACACCAACAAUAUAGCAUCAAUAUCUUUCGGAUCAACCUAUGCUAUGGAUGCUCCGAUAACUACUGAUUCAGAUCCUAACUCCAAAUUCAUUGGUCGAGCUCAGGGCACGUUCACCUUUGUAGGUCAGGAGGAGCCUGUUUUGUCAAUGGCCAUAAAUUUGGUGUUCACGGAAGGAGAUUACAAGGGAAGUUCUCUAUGCAUUCUUGGAAACAAUCCAAUAUCUCAUGAGUAUAGAGAAAUGCCGAUAUUGGGAGGUACAGGAGUUUUUCGCCUGGCUAGUGGAAUUGCAACCGUAAAUACCGUGAUCGUUGAUAUUGCAAAACUCAACGAUAUUCUGGAAUACCAUGUUGUCAUCCAUUAUUGA